GACGACAUAAGUGGGCGGGGUUUGGCACCUGGACAGCGACGGCAGUUCUCCAGGUUCAAUCAGAGCGACUCAGAAGAAUAAAAACAAACUAAAGUGGACUGUAUUUAAGCUAAAAACAUGCGGCUAUCGUUGGCAGCUUCUUUGGUUUUAGCUGUGGGGUUAAUGCAGCCGGUCAGCGUGUCGCUUUUCAACCUUCCAGAGGACCUGGAGGGAUCCGGGUCUGACCAGGAAGGUUCUGGUUCAGGAGCCUAUGUAGAAAUCGGUGACUCCGGCACUGCGUCACCCCCACAAGAAGGAAACAAGAACUCAGUCAAACAGUUCUCAGAUAUAAAACUCGGAAGCAACCACGAGCCUCCAUCGGGAACGUUUGUCUUUGGAAACAGCAGGAGUUUUUUGGAAAACAAACAAAUCCUCGCAGGCGCCAUCGCCGGCGGGGUAACAGGAGCGGCACUCGGGACCGUGCUGUCAGCCAUACUGAUCUACAAAUGGAGGAGGAAACAGGAGGAGGAGUGCAUUCUGGGCACGAGAAGGAAUUGUGAAGACAGCUACUGAUGAGUUUUGUUAAAGUGUCCAUAGAGCUGCUGUAAAGGGGAAUAUUGCACUUAAUCUGAUUCAUAUCUGCUGCUGUUUAUUGGUUUAUAAUUUAUAUUUAUGAUUGAAGUUUAAAAAUUUUUUUUAAUAUUGACCUCUAAUACGAUGCCUAUGUUUUUUAAACACCUGUAAUUGCUCUCUGAUGUACAGACUCUGGAAAUAUUACUGUAUGUAAAUAUAUCCUAAGGCAAAUGAUUAUUGAAAAUGUUUAUUUUAAAAUGGAUUUUUAUUACUUCUUCGCUGUGGGGGAUUCAGCUCGGACUGGACCUCAACGUGUGUUUAAACAAAACAAACGUGCAAUUUAAUAUUUAUUUAAUCAUUCUAAGUUGUAGCACUUUCUGUUGUUUCUAUGCAGAUGUUUUGUAUCUUUCAAAAUUUAAAACCUUUUAGAUCUUUUAAGGCCUCUUUUAGGUUCGAAUGAGACUUCCUUAUUUUGACAUUUUAUAAUAAGCUUUUAAGUGUUCAUUUAAUGUGUCGGCUUUUGUAACAUACAAAGACAUUUAAAGAGUGAUAAAAGUGAUAAGCUUUAAUGUGUCUCUUGUGUAUUUAAAGAAAACCUUUUGUGAAGUCAUACCUAGAAUGUUUCCUUUUUUCUUUGGUACAUCCUUCAUCUUGUUCUGCCACUUGUCCAACUUCCUUAAAUAGUUAAAGAAGUACACAGUAAUAUAUUAUCUGUAACCCUUAAGUUUAUUAUUUUAACCAAUUUAUGGAUGCAGUUGAACGGAUGGGGAAGAAAGUCUUGCAACGUUUUGUUGAGCAAAUGUCCAACAAAGGUGUGAAAAACAUUUGGAAGUUUGCAUAAAUUAUUGUACUCUAUACGUUUUAAUAAAAAGACUAUUUUAAUCAGUG
Austrofundulus limnaeus is the source of this 1440-nucleotide messenger RNA. Its product is annotated as syndecan-1. The record is from RefSeq and is a predicted model, not a curated record. The coding region runs from base 118 to 552 and encodes 144 amino acids. Lineage: Eukaryota; Metazoa; Chordata; Actinopteri; Cyprinodontiformes; Rivulidae. The transcript is spliced from 5 exons.